Molecule: messenger RNA, 1233 nt
Organism: Cyphellophora attinorum
Lineage: Eukaryota; Fungi; Ascomycota; Eurotiomycetes; Chaetothyriales; Cyphellophoraceae
Exons: 1
Coding region: 1-1233 (410 amino acids)
Source: RefSeq, a predicted model, not a curated record
AUGGAUCAAGCUGCAUUCCCACUCGCGUCAGCCACGGGAUCGAGCUCAAAAGGUCAAGAUGCAGUACAACAGCGGUGCUUCAUAGAGGUCGAACACCGUCUGGAGGAGCUCUUGAAGAUCGGAGAAUGCGAAUUGAAGUCGACUGAGGAGUGGGAGGCCGAGAACAUCCCAGUCAAUCCUGCAUUGAAGGAGGGAUUUGAACCUGGCGGUCGCUACAGCGAAGCAGUUCGCAUCAAGGACUCCCACCAAGACGUUGUCUUCAAAGUCAUGAAGAUCCUCAUACCCAAGUUCGGCAUGACGUACAAAGCACAGGACCCAGGGGCAAUUCGUGACGAAAUACUUGCUCUGAAAGCUGUCUGUGGACUUCCAGGCUUCGUAGGGUAUCAUGGUCUGAGUCUGACGUAUGGCAGAGCCCCAAUCUUUCUGCACUUUCAACGCGGACGGUGCACCGACCGAUGUCACCAGAACACGGAUUGCGAAACGGAGUUCUUUGCGAUAAUUGCGACGUCGUAUGGUGGGCGCACAGCACACUCGAUCAUUGAGGACCAAAUCCUUCAGAAAUCCCUUGUGUUCAAUCCGACCGCGAGACUCGAAGGCGUCCGCUUGCUUGCCUCUAUCCACUUAGGUGUGCUUGCUGUUCUCGCAAAUGCGGAGAGAGUAGUGGGAUACGAGAAUCAAGACUGCCACUAUAACAACGUGGUGGUCGAAGUCGAUACUCAACAAGCAACGCCUCGAGCGCCAAUUACGGCCACGGCACAGACUGGUCAUACUUCAACCACUGCCCCAGCUUCUCGGGAGGCCUUCGACUUCAAUAUCCGAGUACGACUGAUCGACCAGGGCAUGGCUCGCACUAACGCAUCUGAGGCAAAUUCCGCUUCGACAUCGUCCCCGGAGCCGGUAACAGAACAAGUGCUGCAGAGCAAUCUCAGACGCUGGUUGGCCAAAGUAGCUGGCUAUCGUGCUCUCGCUAAUAUGUUGGGUGAUCCAUGGACAAACACGAGAUCCCUCUGGGCGAACCCUUUCGACGCUCGCGCAAAGCUGGACGAGAUGACGGACCAGCAGCGGCAAAAGGCGCGUAUCUGGUGUGUCCUGUCAGCAGCCGAGGGUGUCGAAUACGAGCAAGAGGAUGGCGAGUCCACACUUUUCACGGCAACGGGCAUGCUGCAGCGGCUAGUUGACAUGGGCGUUACGACACAUGCCGAGGCGCGUCGACUUAUGGGGGAGCCACGAUAG